AUGCGUUUCUCAACGGGCCUCGUCUGCCUUGUCACAACGAUCUUCUUCACUCUCGGGAUCGCCUUGCCAACCGAGAAAGACCCUACAAGAUCCUCCGAGACCCUCCAAGUCACUCCAGCAAAGGACGAAGUCACCCGUCACUUCCGUUUCCUCAACAACAUCACCCCCAGGCAUGAGAAUCUGAACGAGAACCUGGAUUCGAUCGCAUCGUCGUCAAGCGCAAAAGCCCCUCCCAAAUUCAAGGUCAAGUGUACUGCUCCGUACUGGUCAUACUUCUAUAACUGGUGGCCUACCGUCAAUGAGAUGUGCGCGUUUACGAACAAUACUCUCGACAAAGGCGGCUUUAUAGGACAGUGGCAGCGCGGUGAGGCCAUCGUUGGGGAGUCCAGAAACGUGACCAUGGAAUGGCAACCGAAGGGCGACGGCUCAGGCUGCCAGGAUACCUGUACUGCAGCUUUCAACAGAUUUGUCACGGAACCUUCAUGCCACGAGGAGGGUUUCUGGAUGAACGAGAAGGGCCGCCUUGUUAUUGACGGCUGCGGCGUCGCAACGUACAAUCUCGAGUUCGAUAUUGGAGCUCCGACACUCGAACAUGGCAAAUCACUUUGCUGGAACGAGCCAGUUCCACCAUCAUACAAGCCUGACAAGGAUGUCACCCGGCGCUUCUGUGAGGAGGCUGUCAGAUACGUUGUAGAUAAAGACAACCAUUUUGGCAAAGACCAGACGAAAGUCGGCUACUACUGGACCGAUUAUAACCGAGACAUUUGGGCUCCUGAUAGCAAAGCCAAGCUGUACGAUGUCGGGUUUGUGCAUUUCUGGAUUAAGAGCAACAUUGAUCAAGGAUCAACAUGCCCGGAGAACAGGAAAGUGGACGACGAGGUCGCAAACAUGACGGUUGACCAGUGUGUCUCCAACAUGGAUUGGGCGGAAAAUCAAGCUUGUGAGUGGCCGCCUCAAGAAAAUUCAUUAUGA
Molecule: messenger RNA, 972 nt
Organism: Colletotrichum chrysophilum
Lineage: Eukaryota; Fungi; Ascomycota; Sordariomycetes; Glomerellales; Glomerellaceae
Exons: 3
Coding region: 1-972 (323 amino acids)
Source: RefSeq, a predicted model, not a curated record